AUGGGGUUCGAGAAGCAGCUGCUCGCCGCGGGAUCGGGGCCCACGCCGAGGAAGGGGCAGACCGUCACCGUGCACUGCACCGGUUACGGGAAGAACCGCGAUCUGAGUCAGAAGUUUUGGAGCACCAAGGACCCGGGGCAGCAGCCGUUCACCUUCCAAGUGGGGCUGGGCAACGUCAUCAAGGGGUGGGACGAGAGUGUCAUCAACAUGCAGCUGGGCGAGCAAGCUCGCAUCACUUGCACGCCUGACUAUGCGUACGGGGCUGGCGGCUUCCCCGCAUGGGGCAUCAUGCCCAACUCCACGCUUGUCUUUGACAUCGAGGUGCUCUCCAUCCAGUAG
This is a messenger RNA of Closterium sp. Yama58-4, 339 nucleotides long. The record is from the annotation of a GenBank genome assembly. Lineage: Eukaryota; Viridiplantae; Streptophyta; Zygnematophyceae; Desmidiales; Closteriaceae.